Molecule: messenger RNA, 2064 nt
Organism: Sporisorium graminicola
Lineage: Eukaryota; Fungi; Basidiomycota; Ustilaginomycetes; Ustilaginales; Ustilaginaceae
Exons: 3
Coding region: 1-2064 (687 amino acids)
Biological process (GO): protein phosphorylation
Molecular function (GO): ATP binding; protein kinase activity; protein serine/threonine kinase activator activity
Source: RefSeq, a predicted model, not a curated record
AUGGCAUUGGAGGCCUUGCGCAAAGUCAGCGGCUCUUCUAACCAUGCAGGGCCUCCACCUACUUUUGCUGCCGGCGGCAACGGCGACAGCGGCGGAAGCAGCACCAGCACCAGCACCACGUCAGCCCCCACUUCCAUUCUCAGCGUCUCGCCAGUCUUGACUCCUCGAAGCAGCACAUCGCGCGAGAGCCACAACAACAAGGACGCUGCUGCCAGCCGCAUGACCAAGAUGAGGGCGGCCAUGCACAUCGGUUCCGUCUACGAUGAUUGGCCAAUGUACUCGGCAAAUGGCAACGACUACAUCGUCGGAGAUGUGAUCGGUUUCGGAGCCUCAUCUGUGGUCCAUCAAGGCGUCUUCAAACCGCUCGACAAGGCUUGCGCCAUCAAGGUUAUCGACCUCGAAGCAUACGGCCGUGAUACUGAAGAGCUGCGCAGAGAGACGCAGCUCAUGUCGCUGUCUAAGCACCCGAAUGUACUCCGAGUUCGUGGUUGCUGGGUCAAAGGCGCGAAGCUGCACAUUGCCACGCGCCUCAUGAGCAGCGGCUCCAUGCUCGACAUUAUGCGCUUCGCACAUGCGGAAGGCUUUGACGAGACGGUCAUUGCAACGGUCCUCAAGCAAGCGCUCGAGGGCCUCAACUAUCUGCAUAUCAACGGCUGGCUCCAUCGCGACCUCAAAGCGGCCAACAUCCUCGUUGAUGACGACGGCACGGUGCUGCUCGGUGACUUUGGCGUCGGCGUGUUUGUGGGCGAGACGGACAAGACAUCCGGCACGCUGUCCAGCGAAGGCAAGCGCAAGAGCUUUGUAGGCACGCCUUGCUGGAUGGCACCCGAGGUGAUCGAGCGCAAGCACUACGGCACGCCCGCCGACAUUUGGAGUUUCGGCAUCACGGCACUCGAGCUUGCUCAAGGCCGUGCACCCAACUCCAAGCUCAACCCGGUCAAAGUGCUCAUGCGCACCAUGCAGGACGAACCGCCUCAACUCGACCGCACCGGAGGCGCACACAAAUAUUCCAAGCUCAUGGACGACUUUGUGCGCCAAUGUCUGCAAAAGAAUCCCGAGAAGCGACCGACAGCCGACAAGCUGCUUUCGCACGGAUUCUUCAAGCAGGCCAAAUCGCCCAAAUAUCUCAUCUCGGCGGUGCUGUCCGGACUGCCGCCUCUCACUGACCGACAGGAGCGACGACGACUCGCCUCGAUCCACUCGACACAGCACUAUCUCUCGUGGGAUUUUGGUACCAUCAGCAGCCUAACGACAACCCCCAAUCUCGAGAAGUUGGAUCCAUUUCGCAAUUUUACCGGCGUGGUCUCGUUGCCAUCACCCCACGGCUCGGUCCGAUCGACAAAGCUGGUGUCCAUCGAUGGUCACCAUGUGCUCGCCACGGAAGAGGACGAAGCGAGUCUGCGGCGCCGAUUCAGCAGCUUUGACGAGUCGCCGGCCAAAGACAGUGGCGUGAAUCGGCGACGCAACCGUUCAGUGGACGCACUGUCACAUCGCAAGUCGGUCUCGUUCGACCAAGUGGAUGCGGCGCAAGGCGAUGCGUCUUUGGCUGGCCACUCCGUGCUGGCUUCGAUUGGAGAGACGGCGUCGCCGAUGUUCGUGCCAGCCGAGCAGAGCGAAGGUGGAGAAGAGCCGACCGCCCUCAGACUCAGCACCGAGGUGGCAGCUCCGGAAGCAGCAUCGUCGAAGCUGGUCCAAACUUCUGAGGAGAAGGAUCCUACUCUUGCGCCAGAGAACGACACCCCUGCAGUCUCCCCAUCGCGUGGCAGCUCUGCUAGUGCGACGUCAGAGCCGCCGGCCACGCAGCGGUCGGUGUCGUCUGCUACCACGGCCACACUCAAGCCAGAGCGUAGCGACCAAAAUAAGGGUAAUGCGGCUGCAGCAGCGCAGCAGAACAUGCUUCAACGCACGGCCAGUCGCUUGCGAGGCAACGGCAAUGGCGCGGAUGCGGCUCCGGCAGCAGCGCGCAACGGCAACGCUGAUUCAAGCAAGCAUCAGAAGCGAGAAUCGGUGAUCGGCAAGCUGUUCAGAGGAGCCAGCUCGAACCGCAAGGAAGGCAAGGUGUAA